Messenger RNA from Pteropus alecto (black flying fox), 1190 nucleotides. RefSeq names its product 5',3'-nucleotidase, mitochondrial (gene NT5M). NCBI's taxonomy places the organism in Eukaryota, Metazoa, Chordata, Mammalia, Chiroptera, Pteropodidae. Gene Ontology annotation, molecular function: 5'-nucleotidase activity. Gene Ontology annotation, biological process: pyrimidine deoxyribonucleotide catabolic process. The transcript has 4 exons. The record is from RefSeq and is a predicted model, not a curated record. Bases 198 to 551 code for a protein of 117 amino acids.
AUGUGGAAGCCCCCCCCUCUCCUUGUCAGCAGCCCUUUCCAGCUGUGAUAUUAUCCUUGCCCUGAGGCUGGGUGCUGAGUACCCAGGAAAUCACCUGCUUCUCCUCUUCUCAGGAGAAGGCCAUCAGCAUAUGGGAGUCGGAGAAUUUCUUCUUUGACCUUGAGCCUCUGCCAGGGGCUGUGGAAGCUGUGAAGCAGAUGGCCAAUCUAGAAAACACUGAUGUCUUCAUCUGCACGAGCCCUAUCAAAACGUACAAGUUCUGUCCCUAUGAGAAGUAUGCCUGGGUGGAGAAGCACUUUGGCCCUGACUUUCUGGAGCAGGUUGUGCUAACCAGAGACAAGACCGUGAUCUCUGCCGACCUUCUCAUAGAUGAUCGGCCGGACAUCACAGGCAAGUGGCCUGCAGCAGGGGCUGAGCCCAACCCCAGCUGGGAGCACGUCCUCUUCACAUGCUGCCACAAUCGGCACGUGCAGCUGCAGCCCCCCAGCCGCAGGAUGCAUUCGUGGGCGGACGACUGGAAGACCAUUCUGGACAGCAAGCGGCCCUGCUGAGCUGGACUGUUCUCUGGGCCCCUCCGUGGGGCCCCUGACUUCAGGGCUCCCAGCUCAGGGCCUGGGGGGCUAGUGUAUUGGCCUGGGGCCUUCCUCACAGAUGCCCCAUGCCCACUAUGUGUCUCCUCCCCUUCCCCAGCCCUGCCAGCCCUUAAACUGGUCUUGGGGCUGGACUGGUCCAAGGGCCCUGGACAAGACUCAUAUAGCCGGGCAGUGCAAGCUGACCUCAGGCCAUGGCUAGGCUGUGGAGGCCAGGGGCUCCAGACAGGGAGAGGAACAAGGGCAUUGUUCAGAGGGCAAGGAGUCCUUCCCCUCCCCCAGGGAAGUCCCCUCUUCCCUGGGUCUGCAGGCCAUCAGUGAGGUUGCCAGCAGCAAGAUGGCUGAGGUGCUCCUGGUCUGAGAGGGCAAUGAGCAGGAGCAGGUAGAGAAGAGCUCCUCAUAUACUCAGCCACCACCUCUUAACCCCUGUCUGCCCAGUCUGGUGCCUCCAGUGCCCUGCCAUGCAUUCAGCAAGCACCAAGUUCCAGGACAUGCCAGGCUCUGUGCUGGGGUACCACACAUGGCCCUGCCUUUGACCAGCUCAUUGUUGGGGCCCCACUCAGGGCCCAGCAGAGUCAUGAGACUUGAACGUUUGUUGAA